Messenger RNA from Dunckerocampus dactyliophorus (ringed pipefish), 3359 nucleotides. It is a transcript of the gene hsd17b7, whose product is annotated as hydroxysteroid (17-beta) dehydrogenase 7. Lineage: Eukaryota; Metazoa; Chordata; Actinopteri; Syngnathiformes; Syngnathidae. The record is from RefSeq and is a predicted model, not a curated record. Gene Ontology annotation, molecular function: estradiol 17-beta-dehydrogenase [NAD(P)+] activity; 5-alpha-androstane-3-beta,17-beta-diol dehydrogenase (NADP+) activity; nucleic acid binding. The coding region runs from base 607 to 1659 and encodes 350 amino acids. The transcript is spliced from 8 exons. Gene Ontology annotation, cellular component: endoplasmic reticulum membrane. Gene Ontology annotation, biological process: cholesterol biosynthetic process.
CCAUGGGAACUUUGUCCACUGCAUUACCCACUCAGUGGUGUCAUUUUACUCAACGGUUGUCCGUCAAAUUGGAGUACACUACGGCCAGAUAUGGAUAAAGUUGUCAUUGUAACCGGCGCGAACAGGUAAGUUGGUAUGUUAUGGUAUGUAUGUAGCAAGGGCUAAUAUUAGCACUUUGGCUAAGUAAGUGGAUAUGGCUUCAAAUGUGAUUGUUGUCAACCGUGCAGCAUCAUUGAGGUGAGGGAAGUGUACAUUAUGUUUAAACUCCAGUGAGCACAUAGUAUCACAGUAGAUUUUUUUUCUGCAAAUGAUCCUGCUGAAAGUCCUUCUCUGAUGCCAUUUGCAAUUUUAUAAUAGAAUUCGACCAUGAGUGUGGAAGGCACCAAAGAUGUUGCUGAAUGCCACAGUCGAUUGGGAAAAUGUGCAGGAGUAGUGUGUGAAAACGUAUGAGAAACAUUGCUCAUUGAGACUGCAUGGCCAUUUGUGCCAUAAAUCAGCUGGGAUAGGCUCCAGCCCAUGCAGUUAGCCUAAACUGGAGAAGAGAAGCAGCAUAGAAAAUGAUGUAGCCUGGCCCUGGUGUACUUCUCCCAUUUCAGUGCAUUAUUGAUGACAGGAUUGCUUAUGAUUGGGGUAAACUCCUUGUUUGUGGUUUCUAUCUGCCAUGUGGCUUCUUUUUUUAGCGGCAUCGGUCUAGCCUUGUGUGAAAGGCUUCUCACUGAGGAUGCCCAGCUUCGUCUGUGUCUGGCAUGCAGAAACAUGCAAAGGGCCGAGGCUGCCCGGUCCGCCCUCUUGACGUCUCACUCCGAGGCCCGUGUGGAUUUAGUGCACCUGGAUGUGGGUUCUGUGCAGUCUGUGCUCACUGCUGCCCAAGAGCUGAAGGCCAGGUACAAGAGAAUUGACUUUUUGUAUCUUAAUGCAGGAAUUAUGCCCAAUCCACAAGUGGAUGUAAAAGCUUUUUUCAAGGGUUUAUUCUCCAGGAACAUCAUCAACAUGUUUGCAACAGCACAGGGUAUCUUAAGCCAGCAGGACCGCCUCAACCCUGACGGUCUGCAGGAAGUGUUUGCUACCAACCUGUUUGGUCAUUUUCUCCUGAUUAGAGAGCUAGAGCCUCUGCUGUGUCAGGGGGAUCACACCUCAAGUGUCGUGUGGACCUCCUCAAGUAACGCCCGCCGGACCGCCUUCAGCAUCGAAGACAUCCAACACAGAAAUGGGGCGGAGCCCUACAGCUCUUCCAAGUAUGCUUCUGACAUGCUCAGUGUGGCCCUCAACAGACACAAGAACAGCCAGGGGCUUUUCUCCUCUGUGAUAUGUCCAGGGCUGGUGAUGACCAAUCUAACUUACGGCAUCCUCCCCUCCUUCUUGUGGACUCUCAUCAUGCCAGUUAUGUGGCUGAUCAGGAUCUUCACCAAUACGUUCACUCUCACACCGUACAACGGAGCAGGCUCUCUGCACUGGCUGUUCCUUCAAACACCCGAGUCCCUGGAUCCAAGGGCAAAGUAUCACAGUUUAACAUCAGGACUCGGGACAAACUACACAGAACCACGACCAAUGGACAUUGACGACAGCAUGUGCGAAGCGCUUUAUGAAAAGCUUCUUCACCUGGAGAAAGAAGUCAGGAGAAGACUUGCCGACAGGCAUUCUUAUCCGCAACCUAACUAACUGUAAUAUGAUAACAUAGACUUGUGUACUAUGUAAAGGAAAGGUUUACCUUAGGCCAAUACUAUGCUUUUAUUUACCUUGCCUUGCCUUACUUUUUCAACACUCAUUCAAAGAAAAGAUCUUUUUUUUUUUUUUUUUUUUACAUCCAGCAAAUUCUGUAACAGAGAUAUGACCAAGAAGCCCUGUUUUGAAUAUGACUUGUGGAUGUUAGCGUUAUUAUCUCUGUCGCUGAGUCACAUUGUUACAACUUGUUUUUACACCCUUCCCUCUCAGGAUAAACAGAGCAUUCUUGGCCUGAAAUAUCUCCCAACCAGUGUCUUGACCAUAUAAUGUGAAAUAUUUUCCAAUAUGCAUAUAUUUGUUUUGACAUAUUUAAAGUAAAUGAUGAAUGUGCUGUGCUUUAAAAUGAAGAGAAUAAGGCGUGGAAUGCAAUUACAAGGGCAAUUCAAUUGAAUUAAUACCUGAGGCCUGUACUGCAAAAGUGGCUCAACAUACCCGGCCGAGCUUUGUGCUCAUGAUACAGCUCAACAAAACCUAAAUUCUGCAAACAGAGUUCAACGGUACUGCAACGGUGGCUUUGUCAAGUCCAGUUCUCGGCUUUGUGCUCAGUGUGCGUUCACAUAAAAGCGGUUUGACAUCAUAUUAUUCUACUUCCGGUGCAAAAAUUGAGCAUUCCCAGCCGGUGUAUUUUACACAAGAAGAGCAAGUGUCGUCGCCAAUAGAACAAGGGAGGACUCCUGACAGAAAAUUGCUGAGCGGCUAAAUGCGUCAAUUAACGCUGAACUAUACCCUUAGUGUGUUCAUUUCUGAAAGCUCAACAUUCUGUAACGUUUACAUAUGAACCCUUAUCCAUUUAAAAAUAAUAAUAAACUAGAGCAACAAUUGUCUUUUUUGUCUUUGAAAUAUGUCCAUAUUGUUUUCAUAUUUUACUGCUCUCAAUUAUAGGAAUUGUCACAUGAUGUACCUCUUGUUGACCACAAGGUGACAGUGUUGUGGCGAGUUUUUCCGUUGCAAUAAGUUUUUCUUUUUGUUCCUACAAUACAGACAUGUUUUAUUCCCGUUGAUUGAUGCCUCAGAGUGCUUAUUCCACCAGCAAAUAUUGUAAUAUGACACCAAUGGUCAUAUACAGGUGCUGCUCAAUAAAUUAGAAUAUGACCAAAAAGUUGCUUUAUUUCAGUAAUUUCAUUCACAAAGUGAAACUUGUAUAUUAUAUACAUUCAGUAUCUCAGAAAAUGUGUAUAUUACUUAUGACCAAUAAAAAAAAGGAUUUUAGAAAUGUUGGCCAACUCAAAAGUAUGACAUGUACAGCACUCAAUACUUGGUUGGGGCUCCUUUUGCCUGAAUUACUGCGUCAAUACGGCGUGGCAUGGAGUCGACCAGUCUGUGGCACUCCUCAGGUGUUAUGAGAGCCCAGGUUGCUCUGAUAGUGGCCUUCAGCUCUUCUGCAUUGUUGGGUCCAGCAUAUCGCAUUGACAAUACCGCAUAGAUUUUCUGAGGUUGAGGUCAGGCAAGUUUGCUGGCCAAUUUAGGACCGGGAUACCAUGGUCCUGUAAACCAGGUACUGGUAGUUUUGGCACUGUGUGCAGGUGCAAGUCCUUUUGGAAAAUGAAAUCUGUAUCUCCAUGAAGUUGGUCAGCAGCAGUAAGCAAAAUUGAAUUGCUAUAGAACUUCUUGGUAGAUGGCUCCACUGACCUUGGACC